CCUGAGCGUGAGACAGGGAAAGAGACCUUGAACGCGCGGCUGUGAUGGCCCAGCUGAGCGACCUGCCGCCCGAGAUACUCCGCCUGAUUGCUCAGCUCCUCUACCUCGACCAUCUCCCACGCUCCAUCUUUCGGUGCAUUGACCCGCACGGCCUGCCGUCCACGUAUGGAGACGGGCGUCUGAUCUCGUCGACGCAGGCGGCUACCCAGUGGAACCUCUACUCUUUCUGCCUCGUCAACCAUGCAUUCUACCAUGCCGCUCGUCCCCUGCUCUGGAGGAGGCUCCAGAUCACCCUGCCCUACUCCUUCCUGCUGCUGCUGAGGAGCUUGGGCGCGUCUCGGCUCGCGCAAGCCUACGAGGAUCAGAGGCACGAUGACGACGACGACGACGAUGGCGACGAUGGCGGCACCCGAGACGAGAAGGAGGGAGAGUCAGAGGAGGGAGAAGGGCUGGAGGAAAGCGCACAAGGUCAGAUCACCAAGAUCAAACAGAAGAAGAUUUGGGACCUGGAUGACGCCGCAGGCUUCAAUGCCAUGCUCGCCGCCGUCGGCCUUGCGCGAGCGACGGGGGGAAGCGUCUAUGUCUCCCAGGGACAUGAGCACCAGCGAAGAAGCUCCUUGAAGGAUCAAGACACCAUCGGGAACGAGGACGACGAGGACGACCUCGAGCUCGUCUGGACCGAGGAUGAGAGAAAGGGCGUGAGCAGAGGACGCUAUCGGGUCACGUUCAAGCACGAUCAUCCAGACGUCGGGAGCAACAUCCAUCGCUACCCUCGGGUCCUCGACUUUUCCACAUUCCGCACCCAAGGCAUGAGGAGGACGAUCGGAGAGGGGGAGAGCGCCCGCUUUGUGACCCCCUCCAAGCUCCUCGCCCUCAUCACAUCGGUCAGCGAAGGCCUGAUGGCAUUUGGUGCCAGCUCCACCAUGGACAGCGCCCUCAGCUUCGAGGUCAUGGAGGCACUUCUUUUUCGUGAUGGCGAAGUGGUUCGCAAAAGCGGCAGGCUUCGUGGCGUGUCGGUCGAGCGACGCAAGGAUCGUUCCGGCAGUCGGAAGCGCAGGCUCCAGUCACUGGACCUCUGCAGCUGCACAAGCCCUUACUUUGAAGCUGCUUUGCAGAAAUUUGUCAAGACGCAUCUCAUGAAGUUCAGUGGAAGGGCCACACAGACAGUCUUUGAGGAGAUUAGCAGCAGCGAUGCCCCGACGAGCUCCAGCUCUGAGGAUGAAGAGAGAGACGUGGAAGAAGAGCGAGGACGACGCCGGUCGAGAUCACGAGGGCGGUCAACGACGAGGAGCUUUUCUCAGCGGCCCUUGCAGACGUCCCGAUCCAUCUCGACGGGCCGCUACGGGGAUGGCGACGAUGAUGAGGCUCCUUCGACGCAUCCUGCUCGAGCGACUUUCUUUCCCUCUGUCCAUAGGCUGGGCAUGGCCAACAUCCAUUUCAGCCCCGAGGUCAUUUCUCCCUUUGUGCUAGCUUUCCCCAAGCUCACCCAUCUCGAUCUGUCGGGUACCAAGGCGGACGCAAACUUGCUCGCGGCCUUGGGAGCCAGCCCGACAAUCGACUUGCAAAGCCUCUCGCUCGCCCGUUGCAGUCGACUCACGUCGGAAAGCAUCACGGAGCUCCUCGUUGACUCGCCUGUAUGCGCCAACCUGACCGAGGUCUCGCUCGAAGGAAGUCUUAUUUUCCCAACUCCAUUGACGGCAGACGAUCUUCGAACAAUCAUCACAACGUCGCCCCUCAUGCGAUCGGGUCGGCUUCGCUACUUGGAUCUCGGAGGAUGCGGGCUCAACGACGAGAUGCUUGAUGCCUUCCUGCCUCAACCGUGUCUCUUGGAUCUUGGCCUUUCCUCGACGCCCGAUGUAUCACUCGAAAGACUAGCGCAAUUCCUUCAGAUCAAAGCGCCCAACGUCCAGGUCCUUGAGCUGAGCGAGAGCUGUACACCUCCUGGCACAAGCCUCAACAUCGUCCGUCUCAACACGAUUCUUCUCGAACCAUGCGCAAGAACGCCUCCAAUGAGCCUCAGCGAGCAGCUGGUUGCUAUGGGAUUCGCUCGAGAAGAGGAGCCCAACAAGACAGCGGCAGCUGCGCCGCCACCUGCGCCAAGGCGAGCGCCUACGAAUCUACGUGUCGUCGGAUUAGCACCGUGGACGCUCAAGUCGGUGGGCGGCGCACUCGGCACCUGGCGCGUCAUCCUGGGUGCCGGACGCAGGGGCUGGCUCGUCGAUGUCUCGGCAGGGCCAAACCCCGAGGCAGUCGACGAGGCUCUUGAGAGUCCCUCUACCUCGCUCGAUGCGCCCAUUGCAUUGGGAGUAGGUGGAGAAGGCAUGCUUCGAACAGGGUCAUGGUCCUUUUCUUCUGGCCGACCUCGCAACAGUGGAAGCUUCGACGAGGAAGAGGAGAACGCCAGGGGCAGAAGGAGGAGGGGUGGCGGAGCAGGCACGAUGGGCAGCUGGGAGCCAGAGACGCCGCCCUUGCGAUCGGCGAGCCACUCAAAGAGCCCUGGCCCACCUCCUUCUUCGGCCAGGCUCGCCGCUGCCGCGAUGGCAGGAUCGAGAGGCAUGGGUCUAAGGAGUGUCUCGUUGAGGCGAGCAGCAAGCAACAGUCAGAGCCGGAGUCGGUCUUCUGCCCUUGGCCAGCCCCUAUCGACUGUCAACGACAGCGAGGGUGAUACUGCCGCUGAGACUGCGUCUGCGGGCGGUCCAAGGCUCGAAAUAAUCAGGGAUCUGCCCUCGAGCCAUCCGAGAACCGUCUUUCUCAAGCAGCUCGCAGAUGCCAACGGCCACGUCCCUGGCUCCACGGGCUGGCACUCGAGAAAGAUGGAAGUCCUCCUGGGCUACGGUCUGCUGGGCAGAGAAUCGGGCAGCUACGCUUUUGUGGCCUAUCAGGCCUGAUUGGGAUUACCCUUUUGCUUCUUUGAAAAAUGUACAGAUACAAUGCCUCAUGACACAUCAUGACAUGCAUACUGGCGGUGGUGGACUACUUGUUGACCUGCAGCUCAAUCACAUCGUUGUCCUCGAG
Acaromyces ingoldii is the source of this 3015-nucleotide messenger RNA. RefSeq lists its product as hypothetical. Lineage: Eukaryota; Fungi; Basidiomycota; Exobasidiomycetes; Exobasidiales; Cryptobasidiaceae. Bases 45 to 2888 code for a protein of 947 amino acids. The record is from RefSeq and is a predicted model, not a curated record. The transcript is spliced from 2 exons.